GGAAAUACGUGUUACUUCUUCCGUGUUCUUCUUCCUUUGACUGCACAACGUUGUCGAGUGUUUGAACACACUGCAUGCGAUUCUUGUCUUUUUUGAGUGGCGGGGUCAUUAAACGAUGGCUCACCGAAAUGUACAGCAAAUGAACAUGCAGAGCCACCAUUCCCCGCAGGCGGGGAGACACGGGACCAACUCUCCCGCCGCGGUGGAGCAGAAUGCACCGCCUCACAAAGAAGGCCAGACGCCGCCUCCUCCUUCCCCGCCGGCCACCGGCGAGGGGGGAGUACCCGGGGAGGGAAGCGGACCAGACCCCAAUGCCCUGUCCCUGGAGAUGAUCUUGGACCUCAAGAGCUUCAGGAAGCCCUGGGAGAAGACGUUCACCCAGCGCUGUCGGCUGUUCGUCGGGAACCUGCCGACGGACCUCUCCGAGGAGGAUUUCAAGAAGCUGUUCUCCAAAUACGGAGAGGCCAACGAGGUGUUCAUCAACCGAGACCGGGGCUUCGGGUUCAUCCGCCUGGAGAGCCGUACACUGGCAGAAAUUGCCAAAGCAGAAUUGGACGGAAUUGUUCUGAAGAAUCGACCAAUAAGGAUCCGCUUCGCCACCCAUGGCGCUGCCCUCACCGUGCGCAACCUGUCGCCGGCGGUGACCAAUGAGCUUCUGGAAGAGGCGUUCUCGGAGUUCGGCCCGGUGGAGCGGGCCGUGGUGGUGGUGGACCCCCGCGGCCGCCCCACGGGGAAGGGCUUCGUGGAGUUCGCCAACAAACCGGCCGCCCGCAAAGCCCUGGACCGGUGUGCUGACGGCGCGCUACUGCUCACCACGACCCCACGCCCGGCCAUCGUGGAGCCCACCGAGCAGCUGGACGAUGAGGACGGGCUGGCGGAGAAGCUGCUGCAGAAGACACCCCUGUACCACAAGGAGAGGGAGCAGCCCCCGCGCUUCGCCCAGCCGGGCACCUUUGAGUUCGAGUACUCGUCCCGCUGGAAGGCGCUGGACGAGAUGGAGCGGCAGCAGCGGGAGCAGGUGGAGCGCAACAUCGGCGAGGCCCGCGAGAAGCUGGAGACGGAGAUGGAGGCGGCCAAGCACGAGCACCAGCUCAUGAUGAUGAGACAGGAUCUGAUGCGACGCCAGGAGGAGCUGAGGAGGCUGGAGGACCUGAGGAACCAGGAGUUGCAGAAGCGCAAGCAGAUUGAGAUGAGGCAUGAAGAGGAGAGGCGCAGGAGAGAGGACGAGAUGAUGAGACACAGAGAGCAGCCUGACGGGUUCAAACCUAACUUCAUGGAGGGCAGGGAACAGGAAAUGAGAAUGGGUGAGCUGGGCCCUCGUGGAGCCAUUAAUAUGGGAGAUGGCUUUAAUCCUGCCGUGGCUGGGGCCGUUGGCAGCCAGGCUCCCCCUCAAAUGAUGGGCAUGGGCAUGGGUGCAAGGGGUGGAGCCAUAGGCCCGGACGGAGCCGGAAAUCUGGGAGCAGCCAUGAUGCCAGAAAACGGAGCCAUGCGCAAUGAGCGCUUCCCACAAGGGGGCCCUCUAGGGGGCCGGCCAGGGGUUGAGUCCCCCCAGCAGCAGCAGCAGCAGCAACAACAGCAGCAGCUACAACAACAACAACAACAGCAGCAGCAGCUACAACAACAACAGCAGCAGCAGCUACAACAGCAGCAGCAGCAGCAGCAGCAGCAGCAGCAGCAGCAGCAGCAAGCAGGACCUCCAGGUGGAGUGGUCCCAGGAUUCGGCAGGGGGGCCCCAGUCGCGGGGACCUUUGAGGGCCCCAACAGCAAGCGUCGUCGAUUCUAGGCUCCUUAUCUCUCCUGGAAACGGUUCAUUCGUUUUUUUUCAGGCGGGAAGGGAUUAUUGUUGUUGGCAGAUUUUGUUGUUUUUAUCCCAUUGUUUUUGUUUUUAUUCCAUUUUUUUUGUUUUUAUUCCAUUGUUUUUUUUAAUUGUGACUUGGAGGCGGCCUCAUUCUCUACCUGAGGUCUGCAGACAGGCCCUGUGUUAACGGUUUCCGAAAGUCCCAUUUCCUUUCUACGUUCUCUCCUGUUUAUUAUGGUCUUUUCUUCUCAUUCUUGGAGAAUCAACUUUUUGUUUUCGGAGGUUGAAUUUUGAUCAAGGGUAAAAACGGUGGUGCGAUUUCUGAGCAGGUAAACCAUUUUGUUAAUGGUUGGUGUUUGUAUUCCUACUGCUUUCCAAGAUGCAAAGUGAAAAUGAAAUCCCAACUCAAACUUUCUGAUCGAAUAGAUGUGUGUGUGUGUGUGUGUGUGUGUGUAGGACCAUUUCAUGUACAGUCAAGGCCUUUUGUAAUACAGUUCCUCUAGCUUGGUCUGUGACACUUAAGCCGAAUAGUUGCAUCAUUUCAAAGUAGGCUUGCUCUUGAAGUGUUAUGUUCUUAUUGCAAAAAUUGUUUGGCCCACCACUGAACUCUCACACUGUCCGUCCACUUGAUAAGGUCGAUUUAAAGUUGUUCUGGCGUCGUAGUGUCUCUCACACUAUGUUUACUGUGAAAGGAACCGUCUUGAUCACUCUGAUGUCCUCACUGAAUGUUCCUGGCGGUCUGCUGCCUCUUGUUCCCACAUCUCCCCAAGUUAAAUAAAGUACACAAAAACACA
Gadus macrocephalus (Pacific cod) is the source of this 2592-nucleotide messenger RNA. It is a transcript of the gene pspc1, whose product is annotated as paraspeckle component 1. Gene Ontology annotation, molecular function: RNA binding. Gene Ontology annotation, cellular component: nucleus. The transcript has 10 exons. Gene Ontology annotation, biological process: regulation of DNA-templated transcription. Lineage: Eukaryota; Metazoa; Chordata; Actinopteri; Gadiformes; Gadidae. Bases 116 to 1783 code for a protein of 555 amino acids. The record is from RefSeq and is a predicted model, not a curated record.